UCCACUCUUCCCCACAAAGGGCAGCCACAUCGCGGAAGCAGGAUGGCCGACCAAGUCCCGCGGCGUCCGAGUCCGUCCAUUGGCAUCCACAGGGACUCGCAGCCCCAUGGACAACAGAAAAGCCCACAGCCCCAGCGGCGCAUGUCAGAUCAUGUGUAUCCCCAUCAUCAUGUAGGUCGACGAGGCGUCGACGAUGGCAAUGUCAACACGUUGGACGUCGACAUGGGAUAUGGUAGUGACGGCGGUAGUAGCACCAACGGCAGUCAUCACAGAAAUCAGCCACCCCUCAACUUACAGCAACACGUCGGCCGUUUGCCGUUCUCCCUCGUCACCCCGCCACCAGCACCAUCGUCGUCGUCUGAGGGGAUAUCGCAGUCCAACAUGUAUCGGUCUCCAACCGACCAACGGCACCCAGCACAUCAACAACUCAACAGUUUCAAGCUCGAUCCCGUCACGAACGGAAACCUGAACCUGAACCUGACCAUGAACAUGGACAUGUAUGCGAUGAACGUGAUUGAAGAAGGUCGGCGAGUCGUCCGCGAAUUCCUCAAGUCGGCCAAGUGCUACGACGUGAUCAAGAACAGCGGCAAAGUCGUCGUGUUCGACGUCAAAAUUCCCGUCAACUUGGCGUUCUUCGCGCUGGUGGAGCACCACAUCAAGUCGGUGCCGUUGUGGGAUGCCGACCAAGGCCGAUUCGUCGGGAUGUUCACUGCGACGGACUUUGUCAACAUUUUGCGGCAUUUUUACCCGCGGGGGUCCAUGGCGUCAGUGGCCGACUACAGCAUCGCGUCGUGGAAGCACAUGAGCGCUGCGCUGCAUCUGUCGCCGCCCGAGUUUGACGUUUCGCAAAUGAUUCACAUCUCGCCGGAAGCGAGUCUCUUUGACGCGUGUGUGUCGCUGCAGCACCACCGACUACAUCGACUGGCGGUGCUCGACACAAACCAGAACUUGGUGCUGUCCAUCGUCACCCAUGCAGGCAUCUUGGAGUAUUUGGUGUCGACCUUUCGAGAACAGCGCCGACUGUUCGACCAGAGCAUCGCCGACCUCGGCAUUGGUACAUUCACGAAUCUCGUGACGAUUCCCGAAGAUACGCCGCUGAUUCACGUUCUCCACGCUCUCAUGGAGCGACGGAUAUCGGCCGUCCCGAUCGUGGAUGCCGCCGGCGCCGUCAUGUACCUCUACUCUGUGUCCGAUGUGACGGAACUAGUGAAGGAUCGGGCGCUGUCGCAGUUAGAUGCCCCCGUGGGCGAGAUUUUGCGGGUUCAGAUGGCCGAGGGCGUCCUCGGCGACAACUUGCACUUUUGUUCGACCCACGACACGCUCCACAUGAUGUUUGAAAAGUUUGCCGCGACCAAAGCACACCACUUGGUGUGUGUGGACGAGAGCAGCCGGUGUGUCGGGAUAGUAGCGCUCAGCGACCUCUUCAACUACUUCCUGCAAUAAUAUACAGAUCCUGGCACAUGACAUGAACUGCCUAGGGAUGUCAUGGGGCGCUCGAUGCGAUGCUUUCUUGGACACCGACGUCGGUGGUCGUUGCUAGCGGAAAAGACCCAUCAUCUGCGGCUGUUUCAACCAAACUCGUUGUGAUUGAUGCCACAGCAGGGAAGCUUCUGUGACAUGGUCGAUGCACUUGAGUAACAUGGGACUUGAGCAAGGGGGGGAUGGACUGAAGAGGUCCGAG
This is a messenger RNA of Aphanomyces invadans, 1681 nucleotides long. RefSeq lists its product as hypothetical. NCBI's taxonomy places the organism in Eukaryota, Oomycota, Saprolegniomycetes, Saprolegniales, Verrucalvaceae. The transcript has 4 exons. The record is from RefSeq and is a predicted model, not a curated record. Bases 43 to 1443 code for a protein of 466 amino acids.